Messenger RNA from Vicia faba (fava bean), 1239 nucleotides. The record is from the annotation of a GenBank genome assembly. NCBI's taxonomy places the organism in Eukaryota, Viridiplantae, Streptophyta, Magnoliopsida, Fabales, Fabaceae.
AUGGAUCCUUUCAAACAAAAACCUAAGUGUUUAUGGAUUCAUGGACCUAUCAUUGUAGGUGCUGGUCCUUCUGGUAUAGCAGUAGCUGCUUGCUUAUCAGAACAAGGUGUUCCGAGUCUUAUUCUUGAGAGAAGUGAUUGUAUAGCUUCACUUUGGCAAAAUAGAACCUAUGACCGUUUGAAACUUCAUCUACCUAAACAUUUUUGUGAGCUUCCUUUGAUGAGUUUUCCUCUAGAUUUUCCUAAGUAUCCUACCAAACAUCAGUUCAUUUCUUACAUGGAAUCCUAUGCUGAUCAGUUUGGUAUUCGUCCUAGGUUUAACCAAACUGUUAUCAGUGCUGAGUUUGAUCCAUGUUCUCAAAUUUGGAAUGUUAAAACACUAGAUGGUUUUGACUAUUCUUCACCUUGGCUUGUUGUUGCUACUGGUGAAAAUGCUGAGCCUGUUAUUCCUAAGAUUCAUGGUAUGGAACAUUUUCAUGGUCCUGUUCUUCAUACUAGUGACUAUAAAUCUGGUUCUCGAUACAAAAACAAGAAGGUUUUGGUCAUUGGUUGUGGUAAUUCUGGUAUGGAAGUUAGCUUGGAUCUUUGUAGACACAAUGCUCUACCUCACUUGGUUGCUAGAAACACAGUACACAUGCUUCCAAGAGAUAUCUUUGGGUUCUCAACAUUUGGUGUAGCUAUGAUAUUAAAUAAAUGGCUUCCACUAAAAUUAGUAGACAAGUUCCUCUUGUUAGUGUCAAGCUUCUUCUUAGGAAACACCAAUCACUAUGGUAUCAAAAGGCCUAAAACUGGCCCUAUAGAGCUCAAACUUGCCACAGGAAAAACUCCUGUCCUUGAUGUUGGUCAAAUUGCUCAAAUUAAAUCCGGUAAUAUUAAGGUGAUGGAAGGUGUGAAGGAGAUAACAAAGAGUGGUGCAAAAUUUAUGGAUGGACAAGAAAAGGAAUUUGAUGCAAUAAUCUUAGCAACAGGUUACAAGAGCAAUGUGCCAAGUUGGCUUAAGGGAAGUGAUUUUUUCACUCAAGAUGGAAUGCCUAAAACACCCUUUCCUAAUGGAUGGAAAGGAGAGCAAGGAUUGUAUACGGUAGGGUUCACAAAAAGAGGACUACAUGGAACAUAUUUUGAUGCUAUCAAGAUAUCUGAAGAUAUUACAAAUCAAUGGAAGACAAUUAAGAACAAGAGUUGUAGUAGUGGUGAUUCACAUAUCAUAAACCUUAUUACUACUAGUCUUAGUAAUGUUUAG